AUGGACCCCCGCCACAAAUUGUACAAGGAAUUGAACAGCCUUACAGUCGACCCGAACAGCAGUAUGAGUGCAAGAACGGAUUCCGAGGCCGCGCAGAAUGCGGCGAACAGUGGCAUCACCCCCGAGGCCAUCAAGCAGAAGCUGCAAGAGGGGUUGGGCGCGACGCACGUGGAGAUUGAAGAUAUGAGUGGUGGAUGCGGGCAGAUGUUUGAAGCGAUCAUAGUAUCCCCUCAGUUUGCUAAGAAGACGACCCUGGCUAGGCAUCGGUUGGUCAAUGGCGUGCUCAAGGGAGAGAUCGCGGCGAUACAUGCAUGGACGCCCAAAUGCCACACGCCUGAGGAAUGGGAGAAGAAGAAGCCGCAAGCAUGA
Didymosphaeria variabile is the source of this 369-nucleotide messenger RNA. RefSeq lists its product as uncharacterized. The transcript has 2 exons. Gene Ontology annotation, cellular component: cytosol; nucleus. Gene Ontology annotation, biological process: intracellular iron ion homeostasis. The record is from RefSeq and is a predicted model, not a curated record. Gene Ontology annotation, molecular function: 2 iron, 2 sulfur cluster binding. Lineage: Eukaryota; Fungi; Ascomycota; Dothideomycetes; Pleosporales; Didymosphaeriaceae. Bases 1 to 369 code for a protein of 122 amino acids.